CGUUAGCUAAAAGCCAGUCUGCGGCUUCUGUUCCUUACGAGCCGAACUGCACCCAUUAACCAGGACCCAACGGUGCUCCAUUAGCUCUACUGGAGAACAGGGACUCGUCCCUGUUGGUCACAACAAAAGCACCUGAGAAUUGGACCUCCACUUCUGUAGGGUCAAUAGAGCCACGGUGGACGGAAACACAGCAUUUAGUUAGUCACCAUGUUCAAUCUGAUGAAAAAGGAUAAGGAGAGGGAAGGAAGCAGGAAGGAGAAGAAGGAUAAAAAGGAGAGGAUGUCUGCAGCAGAGCUGCGCAGCCUGGAGGAGAUGAGCAUGCGCCGCGGUUUCUUUAAUUUGAAGAGGGAGGCCAAGCGUGAGUCCAAGAACAAACUGGAGAUCUCCAACCCCAUUCCUAUCAAAGUGGCCAGCAGCAACGAGCUCACCCUCACUGACAUCGAGUCGGACGGCCUGAGUAACCGGAGCAGCAUGGUUUUGGAUGACCAGCUGAGCGCUGCCAGCUCCACUGAUGACCUGAAGGGUGAGUGUGGAGGAGGACAGGAUGGACACCGCAGCUCAGUGCGGGAUCGUGUGGCUCACUUUGGUUCACUUGCCAAGACAAACUCGGCGCAGGUUGGUCAGAUGAUGAAACGCUUCUCUUUUUCCCAAAAAAGUAAAGAGGAGAGCCCCUCAGAGGGCUCCACCCCCUCCGGCCAGAACUCUGCCGCCCCGUCCCCGCAGGUGGAGAGCAAAGUUUUCAGCAUGCUCCGCAAGCACAGUCUGAGGCAGCACCCUGAAGCAGCACCAGCUACCAAAAAAGUCUGCAUCCCUGAAGUGGUCGACAAGACCUUCCCUGCACAGCUGCAGCUGCCGGCCGUGGUCGCACCGAGUGAGCCAGAAACCCGAGAGCUGGAGCUCCAACGCCGCAACACCGGGGACUUUGGAUUUUCUUUGCGCCGCACCACCAUGCUGGAUCGCAGUCCUGACGGAGGAGUUUACAGGCGUGUGGUCCACUUUGCCGAGCCCGGCGCCGGCACCAAGGACCUGGCACUUGGACUGGUGCCGGGAGACAGGCUGGUGGAGAUAAACGGACGGAACGUGGAGAACAAGAGCCGGGACGAGAUAGUGGAGAUGAUCCGUCAGUCGGGAGACACGGUUCGGCUGAAGGUGCAGCCCAUCCUGGAGCUGAGUGAGCUGAGUCGCUGCUGGCUGAGGAACACAGAGGGACUGCGCAGGGAGGCCAGACAUCAGGAAUCCUGAGUGAAGGGGCCUGAGAGCAGAGGGGAUGCUGGAACAUGAGAGGGAGUGGAGGUUAAAGUAGCAAGAAGCCAUCUUCGCUUGUCUUAACAGGCUGACUGGAAACGACAGGAAGUAGGCCUCUCCCUUUAGGUCUAACUCUGGCAUUUGUGGAAUCUGCUUUGGAACAAAUAGGCCACUUCCUGACCCUUUCCCCCUGGGAUUUUCUUCUGGAGGAAGAGGAAUGAAGUUCUGAGGCUGAGGGCUGAUGGAGGAAACAAUGUCUGUGAAGGGACUUGAUAAAGAGAAUUGUUUUCGAA
Messenger RNA from Plectropomus leopardus (leopard coralgrouper), 1538 nucleotides. Lineage: Eukaryota; Metazoa; Chordata; Actinopteri; Perciformes; Serranidae. The record is from RefSeq and is a predicted model, not a curated record.